UUAAUCUUCUCUUGUUCGUCCUUGCUGUUCGGCUUCGUUGCUUCGCAGUGUAGAGAUUGCGCGAGUCGCUUCUUCAGCUCCUUCGUUUGCUGUUCGACUUCGCUCCUUCGACGACGUUCCCUUCCUGUCGGAUCGGACGUUACAACAUUUUGAUCUGAAGCAACGACGGGAGCUCGCUCGCUCGCUGUGAAGAUAUUCUACUGAAAUGGGCUUGUGGACAUUGUUCGAAGGACUUAUGCUUCUUGCAAAUGCAUUGGCUAUCUUAAAUGAGGACAGAUUUCUUGGUCCUAGAGGAUGGAGUUUCUCAGAGGUUUCAGCUGGAGGCCGAUCAAAAUCUCUCAAGGGGCGAUUGAUAGGGCUUAUAUACGCUAUUCAAUACUUGCGAGUUCCUCUUAUUAUUUUGAACUUAAUUAUUGUGGUUGUGAAGUUAGUCUCAGGCUGAGGUGAGGUUAUUUGUGAGUUUCUGCCAUUUAGGGUAGGUCAUGCUAUGUGAUCUUUAAAAUAAGUAAAAGUACCUUGUUCUUUGUUUCUGUGAGAAUAGUUGUCCUUUAUAGAAACCCUGAAUGAAAGUAAAAAGCUUUUACUGUUAAGUUGCAUGUAUUAGGUACAUUUUGUUUGUAAAGUGAAAUUGUUCUCAGUUUUCAAAAAUAUCUUUGUAUUUCUUUGAACAGAUUUAUUGGUUGCUUUAACUAGAUCU
Messenger RNA from Dendrobium catenatum, 697 nucleotides. RefSeq names its product protein transport protein yos1. The coding region runs from base 206 to 442 and encodes 78 amino acids. Gene Ontology annotation, biological process: endoplasmic reticulum to Golgi vesicle-mediated transport. The record is from RefSeq and is a predicted model, not a curated record. Gene Ontology annotation, cellular component: COPII-coated ER to Golgi transport vesicle; Golgi membrane; endoplasmic reticulum membrane. The transcript has 2 exons. NCBI's taxonomy places the organism in Eukaryota, Viridiplantae, Streptophyta, Magnoliopsida, Asparagales, Orchidaceae.